Brassica rapa (field mustard) is the source of this 8563-nucleotide messenger RNA. RefSeq lists its product as uncharacterized. Gene Ontology annotation, molecular function: catalytic activity. Lineage: Eukaryota; Viridiplantae; Streptophyta; Magnoliopsida; Brassicales; Brassicaceae. The record is from RefSeq and is a predicted model, not a curated record.
CGAUACCUCUAAAGAAAGUGCUCAGCAGUUGCAUUUUGUUGAAUCUGUGGUAUGGACAGUCUCGCUUGAAGAAUUUUAAUCUGAUCCACGCAUCUUUAAAAGACUCUCCAGUCUUCUGCGUGAAUGUAGCGAUUUUGCUCCUCAAGUCUUCAGCACGUGCCUCAUUGAAGAAGUUUCGCAAGAAAGCAUUUUUGAUGUCGGCCCAGGAUGUCAAAGAUCCUGUAGGUAGCUGCUUAAGCUAGUGCAUCGCUUCUCCAGUCAAAGAAUACUUGAAGAGCUUGCACAAUAGGUAGUCCUCGGGCACUCAUUUACGAAUAGCAGUGAUAAGAUCCUCGAACCUCUCUAGAUGGUCCAUAGGAUGCUCGUGCGGUAACCCACAGUAGGGUAUCUGUGAGACGAGUGUGUAGUACUGAGGCUUCAGUUCGAAAUUCUGUUUCUGAAUCUCUGGAAGUCGAAUAGCUGAUAUGUUGGUGUAGUACUCAUCUGGACGAUGGUAGUCAGCCAUUGCCCUUGGUUGAGCAGCCUCUUCUACAGGUUGAGCAGCUACUGUAGCAUCAGUAUCAGAGAUUACAUUCCCCUGAGUGUCUAGUUUCUGACCUAUUGCAUUACGCAGAUGACCAUCCUGGUCAUACAGGCUUCCAUUCUCGUCCUUUCUGAGAAUAACAAUCGCAACCAUGUUUCGCGACUGAUGAUCGAUUGAUGUAUGCAGUGUAGUAUCGAUCGAUGUCGAACGAUGUAGAUCCGUCGACGAUGAAGGUUGGGUGUCGGUCGACGGUUGGGUGCGAGAAUCAGUCGCGUGAAAGCUACUGCGUCGAUCGAUGUGGAACGUUGGUCUUUGCGGAUCAUGCAUCCCAAGUGAGCAGGAUCUUCUAAGAAUAGCAAGUGUUUGUCCUUGUUGCUUCUGGUACUGUUGGGCAUGCACCUUAAAAGACAAGAAAAAAUUUUGUGUCAGAAUGGGGGUAGAGAAAAGAAUAAGAAUCAAUAACACUAAAUCUAAUGGCGAUCAAAGCUUCUCGGCAACGGCGCCAAAUUUGAUACCACUCAAAUUACCCUAAGGAGUGAAUUACUCUCUCAAAUAAGAGGUUCAGUUGCAGUACUUACGGAUCGAAUCCACAAGGAGCUAGGGAACCUAUUCAAUCUAGUAAGGUUAUUAAUUCUAGGUGUUUGUUGUUUGAUGAGUUUAAAAGAAAAUAGCAAUCCUAAUUGUGCAAGUCUAUUGCUCGACUAACAAGAUGAUUGGGGAUGUAACUUUAUUGGAAGAUAUUAGAUGCAUGGUUUCUAUUCAGGUGUUAAAGAUUAUAAUCAUGUAGAUGCCUAACAGUUGCAUGGAUGAUAUAUUAGAGCUCAACUCCUUAAUUACAGUGAUCAGCGAUGGCAAUGUUUCACUGGUUAACUAACUAGAUCUUGGAUCUCAACUGUCGUCUUUUGAUCACAAGAAAGUGUCGAUCGAUGAUCCUAUAUGGAUAUCAAUCGAUACACCUUUCACAAAUAUCGAUCGAUUGUCAGAAGACAAUUUUGAUCGAUGUUUCUAGCUAAGCCCUUGGCGUGUGUUGAUAAUGCUCACUAGUCUCCUAGAUCAGUGGUUAGCUCUCUCUAGAAGUCCUAGCUUAACAGAUUAGAUUCAGGAUAGGAUGAUCAAGGAUGCUUGCCACAUGCAAAUUCCUAGGUUCAUGUUCUAGUUAGCAAGGCUAAAACAAGCAUUAAGAACAAUCAAUCAAUGAAUAUCACAACUUAGCGAAUCUAUAGUUGCGGCUAAUCCCUUUAACCUGUUUGAACCCUCAAUCUAACAAGUAAACUACUCAGACAUAGUUAAGCAAUUCAUGACACAAAAUAUAGAUAAAAACUGCAUAGAAUAGAAAAGAUGAAUCAAUGGAGUUCCAAUCACAAAUCUCUCUAUGAUUUUCUCUCCUUCUGAAAGUAAGAAUACAAUGGUGGCCAAAAGCUCUCUUGCCUCCUAACACUUAGGCAAGUAUAUAACUAUUAAGUAUAUAACUAUUAGGUUAAUAACGAUUGGGAAAUGGGGUUUUGAUUGUGGAAUAAUGUAAUAUAAAUGGGUUAUAUCUUGUUUCUGGAAUUCUGUAUCAUAAAAUGGCGAGUUCUGUGGUAAGCAAAGGGGUGGAUGUUGAUUAUGUAUUAUUUCAGGAGAAUCAGAGUAGGGAUAGUGAUUUGUCUGUUGCUACUUUUUGUGCUGGAAGUGAUGGUUUAAUAAAAUGGGAUUUGGACAGGGAGUGUAGCAGUCGACUCUUAAGUGGAUUAUUGAGUAAUAAAACACGAGCUACGAGUUUUUUAAGGGUUAUAUACAGGAAAACAAUGAAGGUAACCUAUGAUAUGAUUCUGAUCAGAGUCUUCAUGUAUUUAAAGAUUAAUUUUUUAGUGGCAUAUUUUCCGAAUGUUUGGAGUUUCACGAUCUUUCUUAAAGGGUACAAAGAUCGUCAUGAGAUGAGUGUGGUAUCAUUUAAAUAAGUUUUUUAAUGAAUGAAGAUAUUAAGUUGGAAUUGUAGGGGAAUGGGGAGUAAGUAUACUAUUAGUUACUUAAGAGAAAUUUGGCAUAAACACAAACCGGUGUUUCUCUUUCUUUCAGAAACAAAGCAACAAUUUUAUUUUGUUCAGCAGUUUCAAUUCCAUUUUGGAUAAAAAUAUUUACAUACGGUUGAUCCGGUAGGAAGGAGUGGAGGUUUGGCCUUAUAUCAUAGUUAUGAUUUCCCGGUGACUAUAAUAUAUUCGAGUAAUAGAAUUAUAGACAUUGAAAUGAGUUAUAAAGGGAAAACGAUAUAUAUUUCUUUUGUAUAUGGGGAUCCUGUUCAGGGUCUAAGGGAUCAAGUUUGGGAACGUCUUACACGAAUUGGUAUAACUAGAACGGAACCAUGGUUUGUGAUUGGGGAUUUGAAUGAGAUUACUGGUAAUCAUGAAAAGGAAGGGGGAGCGUUAAGGCAUGCAUCCACAUUUGUACAGGUUAAUAAUAUGAUCGAGAAUUGUGGGCUCAUGGAGUUUCCAUCUUUGCGGAAUACCUUGUCUUGGUGUGGGAAAAGACAAGAUCAUACGGUUCGAUGUAGAUUAGAUCGGGCUCUAGGUAAUACGGAAUGGCAUAAUAUGUUUCCAACCUCAUAUGUGGAAUAUUUGGGGAUGGUAGGUUCGGAUCAUCGACCCAUUGUUGCAAAUUUAGAUGAAAAACAGAUUAGGACACAGAGACAAUUUCGGUUUGAUAAAAGAUGGGUUGGCAUGGAUGGUCUUAUGGAUUCUAUCUCAAAAGGAUGGGAUUUAAGGAAUCAAAAGAAUAAUUCAAAGGUAGGUUAUAAGAUUAGUAACUGUAGACACGAGAUUUCGGUGUGGCGCAAAAAUAAUCCCCCUUAUGGAAAGGAGAAAAUAAAUAAACUCCAGAAGGCUUUGGAGGAUAUUCAGUGUGAUAGAACAAAAACAUAUGAGGAUGUAUUGGAGGUCUUUAGGAAGCUAAAAGAAGCGUAUAGAGAUGAGGAAUUGUUUUGGGAACAAAAAUAUAGGAUGAACUGGCAUGCAAAAGGAGACCGUAAUUCAAAAUUCUAUCAUGCUUUGACAAAGCAAAGACGAAUCCAAAAUAAGAUUGUCGGAUUGCAUGAUAGUUCUGGUAAUUGGGUUACAUCGGAAGGUGAAGUGGAAGGGGUGGCGAUAGAUUAUUUUAAUGAUCUUUUCUCAACAUCCUUGCCAUCAGGUUGUGAAGAUUUUUUAAAAGAGGUACCCAAGCUGAUCACUGAUUAUCAGAACCGACUCUUAACUGCCUGGGCAUAGGAAGAGGAAGUUCGACCGGCUUUAUUUUUAAUGCAUCCGGAGAAAGCACCAGGUCCGGAUGGAAUGACGGCUUUGUUCUUUCAACAAUCAUGGUCAAUAAUUAAAAAAAGAUAUUACGGAUAUGGUUAAUGAAUUUUUUAGGACAGGAUUCUUGGAGGAGCGGUUAAAUAUGACCAAUAUAUGUCUUAUUCCAAAGACGGCAAGGCCGAAUCGAAUGACGGAGUUUAGACCUAUUAGUUUAUGUAAUGUGGGAUACAAAAUAAUUGAAAAGGUGAUUUGCCAGCGGCUGAAAGGAUUAUUACCAAACUUAAUCUCCGAAACGCAAUCAGGCUUUGUGUCUGGACGACUGAUUUCGGAUAAUAUUGUGAUUGCUCAGGAGAUGUUUCCUGGGUUGAGAACUAACAAAUCAUGUAAGGAGAAGUUUGUGGCUAUAAAGACAGAUAUGAGCAAGUCCUAUGAUCGGGUUGAAUGGCCCUUUAUUGAGGCGAAGUUACUAAAAUUGGGCUUUGCACAUCGUUGGGUAUCUAGAAUUAUUGUUUGUGUCUCUUCAGUACAAUAUAAGGUUCUGAUUAAUGGCCAGCCAAAAGGACACAUUGUCCCAAAUAGAGGAUUACGACAAGGGGAUCCGUUAUCACUUUAUUUAUUCAUCUUGUGUACGGAGGCACUAAUUUCAAACAUUAGAAAGAAGGAAGAAGAAAAGCUACUAACAGGCUUAAAAUUGCACGUGGUAGUCCGACAAUUUCACAUUUACUGUUUGCAGACGAUAGUCUUUUUUUCUGGAAAGCUAAUAGGCAAGAAUGUGGGGUUAUAUUACAGAUUUUAAAAGAUUAUGAGAGAGCUUCGGGGCAACAAAUAAAUUUUGAGAAAUCGUCACUUCAGUUCGGACAUAAAGUUCCGGUUCCGACUAGAUUGGAAAUCCAACAGGUUUUGGGGAUUACCACAAUAGGAGGUAUGGGAACUUACCUAGGGAUUCCUGAGAGUCUGGGAGGAUCAAAGACUCAAAUUUUUGGUUUUCUUCAUGAACGAGUAAAUAAUAAGGUUAAUAAUUGGACGAUUCGGUUUAUUACAAAGGGUGAGAAAGGAAGUUUUAAUUAAAUCAGUGGCAUCACCUAUGCCAACUCAUGUGAUGUCUUGUUUCCGUUUACCUAAAACGGUUACCAAGAAACUUACGAGUGUGGUUUCUCACUUUUGGUGGAGCGGCAAUGGAAAUAAAAAAGGGAUGCAUUGAUUUUCGUGGGAUAAAAUGUGCAAAGCUAAGGAGGGGGCAUUGGCUUUAGAGAUAUUCAGAACUUCAAUACAACUUUAUUAGCGAAGCAGCUAUGGAUGCUACUUUAUAAACCUGAGUCUCUCUUCGCAAAGGUUUUAAAAGGGUGUUAUUAUAGGAAAUCAGAUCCUAUGGAUCCUAUACGUUCAUAUUCUCCCUCUUAUAGGUGGAAAAGUAUUACUUCAGCUAGAUCUGUGGUUAAAAAAGGGCUAAUCAAAAGAGUGGGAACAUGUUCAAGCAUUUCAGUAUGGAAUGAUCCCUGGAUCCCCGCUCAACGCCCGAGAUCAGCAAUUCAAAAACUUCAAAAUCAAUAUUUGAAUCCAUUACUUAAAGUGGAGGAUUUCAUUAAUCCAGUAGAUCUUUCUUGGAAUUUAGAUUUGCUUAAUGCUUAUGUUCACAAGGAUGAUGUGAGUAUUAUACGAGGUAUAGCUAUUAGCCGAAAUCCAAAACCAGACUCAUAUGGAUGGUUGUUUACGGACCAUGGCAGAUAUACUGUUAAUCGGGAUAUCGUAAGGAGAAAUUAUAUCCAGAUUUAGGAUCUCAAAGCAGUGAUAUGGGCCCCAAUGUUAAACCUUUGUUAGCUCACUCAUGGAAACUUCAUUGUUCGCCUAAACUACAACAUUUUGUGUGGCAAAUAAUCUCUGGUAGUUUACCAGUUACAAAGAACCUUUAUUCUCGGGGGAUUAAGUGUGAUUUGCAAUGCCAUAUAUGUAGUGCAGAAGAAGAAUCGAUUAAUCAUGUGUUUUUUGAGUGUCCCAAUGCGCGCCAAACAUGGGCUUUAUCUAAUAUUCCCUCUCGACUGGGAGUUUUUCCUACCCAUUCUCUUUUUACCAAUAUGGAUUAUUUAUUUUGGCGGUUACCGAAGGAACCCGAUUUAAGUUAUUUUCCGUGGAUAUUGUGGUAUAUUUGGAAAAAUCGCAAUGCUAAGAUUUUUGAUGAUAAAAUUGGAAAUCCUCCUCAAUUUUUCCGGACUGCAAAGAUAGAAGGCACUUUAUGGGCGGAGGUCCAAACUAAAGAGGAUAUAAAUAGGGGUUCUUCAUUUGGCGGGAGCUCUAUUUUACAAGGGGUAAAUCGAUGCUAUAUUGAUGGCGCAUGGAACGAACAAGAUCCCUUUACAGGGCAAGGAUGGUUUGCAGAGACGAAAGAUCCACUGAUAAUAUGAUGGGUGCUAUGUCUAUUCGCAGGAGUUUAUCACCUUUACAUGCAGAAUGUGAAGCUUUGAUAUGGGCGAUGGAUUGCAUGAAGACCCUACAUAUCUCAGAGGUGGUGUAUGCAACAGACUGCUCACAGUUGGUGAAGAUGGUGUCUACUCCAACAGAAUGGCCGGCAUUCACUACUCACAUGGACGAGUUUCUACGAUGUAAGGAAUAUUUUUCUACCUACACUAUUCAGCAUAUUCCAAGGGCACAAAACACAAUGGCGGAUAAGCUAGCACGAGGUGCUAGGACUCAGCCUUCUGCUAUGGUUUAUGUUGACUCCGUUCCUCCUAGAUGGCUUUCGGCUCAGGAAUCUACUUAGUAUAGUUUGGUCUUUUAUGUUGAAAAAAAAACUCUUCAGGGGUAAUCUUGUAAUUUGGUGAAGCCUUGGGUUUAAAGUCGGCUGGAACCAAGUCACACGUCUCGCGUCUCGAGAUUGAUCGAUUGUAAAGGAUGUACAUCGAUCGGUUGCUUCUUCUUCGUAUCGACCUCUAAUGGUCAGCUCGGAUGAAAUCUCUUUUAAGCUCCUAAAUGCUCCAUAAUAUCAUCACUUUACUCCAAGAUACUCCUGAACCUGAAAACUUACCUAGUAGGAUAGAAUAUAUAAUAUAUAGAUAGUAAAAUACUUAUAUACCAUGGGUGAAAAUGGGUCAAAUCCAUGGUAUAUCACUCCCCAUCAUGACGCUCUAGUAGUAUCGCUUACCGUAGCAAACUGCUUGGUAAGGAGGAUCCUAGUAGAUAAUGGAAGCUCCAGUAACAUCAUCUUCCAGACUGCCUAUCAGGACCUGGGUUGGAUGAAAGUGCCUUAACUAGAAAGACAACCCCACUCGUGGGAUACAGCGGAGAGGUGAAGCAAACCGCCGGUGAAGUGGUCCUUGCAGUCUAUGCUGAAGGAAUCAACAUGUCAACUAAGUUCCUCCUCGUCGACUGCCAAUCAUCUUACAACAUGAUCUUGGGAAGACCAUGGAUCCAUGAUAUGGGAGCUGUCCCCUCAACACUCCAUCAAAUGGUGAAGUUCCCUACUCCCUGGGGCAUCAAGGCCGUCAGGUGUGAUCAAGAAAAUUCUCGAUCCUGCUACCAGACUACCUUAAAGGGGAAGACAAAGGUCUUAUAGCAAUUACAUCAUGGGUCCCAAGCUCCACACGUAUCGGGACCCGACACUAACAACAUGAAAGGUACGCGACGAGUUAGAAACGAGAGAAGGAGGCCGAGGAAUUCUCCCUGGCUUAACAUCGACCGCUUCGCAUGGUCUCUUUUGGAUUCAAAUCAAGCUAGUUCGGAGGUAGUCAAAACCCAGAGUCCUUUCGAUUCAAGGCCCAGAUACGAAGCACCAUAUCUGGAGAACAUGAUCCCCACGACGAUAACGCAAAGGAAGAGUAUAAAUGGAGAACAUGAUCCGCGCUAAACUCAUAAGCUCGAGCAGGUUCGGCCCAGAGAAGCAUCAUUCCGCAGCUCGGAGAGGGCGACGGUCUGCAGGUGUCAUCUCCACAUGUUGUCAGAUACCUCGGUACCCUGAAAACUCCGGCCAGAUAAGGAGUACCAAGAAGCAGGAUGAGAUACCUCAUUUUCCCCGUAAAGGACCACUCAGGAGACCAAUCUUCUCGUACACUCGGAAGGGAUCAGACCCCAGAAAGCUUUCGAAAUCCUCAAUCAACCAGGUGGAGGCGAUCGCAGACCCAGUCCAAGGAAUCUUAAAUCCCCGACGACACCUUGGCCAUUCCAAAGGAGGGGCCCGCACCUCGAAGCAGGAUCAUCCAUGACGUUGGGGCAGAAGAUCUCUAAACCCCCCAAGGUCCUGAAGAAAAUAGCUAUCAGUAUAGGAUCUCUGGGGCAAGCUCAACCUACGAGCAAUGCAAGGACCCAUAGGUCAGAGGAGAACCCGAUAAGCCUGGGAGCAAAGUAGUAGAAAAACCACUUGGAGUAUUCGAUCCCCGACGGACUAUCCCCCAGACGAUGAAAGGAGGAACCCUCUCUACAUUGAGCACAACCCCCAGUCUCAUCAUCCGAUGAAACGCCAAGCUGUCGGCCCGUGACCAACCCAACCGAUGGCACACGACCAGGAGCCAUGAUGAGCAAGCUGAGACGGGGAUCUCCCAACAAGGGGACGAGGUUCUACGAUAGGACAGAGUCCACGAGCUAUCAAAAAGCAAAGGUAAAACGUAGUCUACCUAUUUGGAGCACCUUGCAACCUAUUAUUCUAUAUUAGGAUCCCUGGAUCUCGAUUUAUGUUACCUAUUAUCUAUUGUUUAAGCAUUUUGGUUUCCUACUUAUAUGUAUGCUUAGAGUCUCCGGACAAAGUUUAUAUAAUGAAAUAGUUCCGACUAUAAAUGUAGUAGGAAAG